Molecule: messenger RNA, 328 nt
Organism: Symbiodinium sp. CCMP2456
Lineage: Eukaryota; Dinophyceae; Suessiales; Symbiodiniaceae
Source: the annotation of a GenBank genome assembly
AUGCUCAUCGCCGCAUACCGGGGGAUCAAGUUUGGCGAAGCGGAGCGCUGGAUGCCUUCCACGGAAGUCUGCCCAGGAGCUCCGCGGAUUGCGAGGCAGGAGGGCCCCGCGUGCAUGCAGUGGAACUUGUACAAUGAGCACGGCGGGCAGAGUGAGGACUGUUUGUACCUCAACGUGUUCGCGCCGGGAUGUGCGCCCAUUGGCGCCUGCAGCAACCUCCCGGUCGUAGUUUUCCCUCCCGGCGGUGGCCUCGUGUUGGGCGACAACUCGGGCUACGCCGGCUUGACCAAUUUCGUCGCAGAGGCCGGCGACAUCGUGAUGGUCGUCU